Messenger RNA from Lathyrus sativus (Indian pea), 1659 nucleotides. NCBI's taxonomy places the organism in Eukaryota, Viridiplantae, Streptophyta, Magnoliopsida, Fabales, Fabaceae. The record is from the annotation of a GenBank genome assembly.
AUGAAAACAAUGGACAAAGACAUAUCAAACUGGGUCAUGGAGUUUCUCCUUCGAAGCUCCGUACCUGAUUCACUCAUUCAAAAAACCCUAACCGUUCUUCCACUUUCUGGCGCAGAUUCUCGCCUUAAAAAAACCCUCCUCCUCCGUACCCUCCAAACUCACCUCCGCAACGCCUCCCUCUCGGAAACCUCUCUCCAAAUCAUCGAACACCUCGAGGAGCUUUACCGCGGAGAACCAGUUCCCAUCUCCGCGGCAAUGCGUAGCGCUUAUUGCGCUGUCGCUGUUGAGUGUACCGUGAAAUAUCUUAUUACCUCUCAUGAGGAUCCGUCCGGGGAAUACUUUUCCGCGGUUCGACGGAUCUGGCGUGGUCGUGUUGUUCAAUUGUCGGCUGAGGGACGUAGGAGUGAGCUUCUCUCCGAUGAGUUGUCGCGUUGGGGUGAAGACAUUGAAGCGGCGCUUUGGGAUGUUAAGGUUUCGGAGAGGCUUGCGGGUUUGAAUACAAGGAAAGAUGCGAUGCAUGAAGUUAAGAGGUUUUUGAAGGAUGCGUGGCAAGUUAUGGGACCUUCGUUUCUUGAUUCGAUGGCAAUGUCUUGUAAAGGGAAUGGUUUGCGUCCUGAAGGUGUUUGUGGAAUUGCUUCGGGUAAUGAAAAGUUGAGAAAGAGUGAUGGUAGGUUAGAAAGUUCGGGAAAGGAGAAAAUGUGCUCUGUUGGGGAUGAUAACAAUGAUAAUGUUGAUGGUGAUGGUGAUGAUGAUGACGUGGUAGCGAUGGGUGAAAACCAGGGUGAUGGUGAUGAUGAUGAUGUGGCAGCGAUGGGUGAAAACCAUGGUGAUGAGCGAUUAGAGGAGAGAGUUGGUACUACUGUUGAUGCAAAUCAGGAAGUGGGUGGGUGUGAUUCUUCAAAUGUAGAUAAAGUAGAAAUUCGGAAAGACAAUCUUCAGCUCAAACGCAAGCACUCUGCACUGCGAACAUGUCAUAGGGGAGUUAAAAUCUCUGGUGCAGAGGAAGUGAGUCCAUCAAAUUUAUCGAGUAAAUAUAAAAUCUUGCCUAGUGCUGAAGUGAAGAAAGUUCGGGAAUCCCUUAAAUCAAGUUCUAUGGAGUUAAAGGCAUUGGUCAAGGAUCCUCUUCCUGAUGCAUUGCGAUCAUCUGAAGAUGUAAGAUCCAAAUUAGCGACGAAACAUACAAAUCUUGGGCCACCCAGUGAAAAUCAGAGUGGACAUGUAGAUGCACGACAGUUGGACGGAUGUAAAACUGUUGUACUUUAUCAGUCUAAUGAUGCCAAUCUCGCAAAGAAGUCUUCUGUUCCUUGUAGUAAUGAUCGUCGCCCCAACUUUAUGGGGCGGGCAAGUUCUGCUCAUGCUUACGAGUGGAAUGAUUCAAUAGAUAACUCACCACAAGAAAGACUGCCAAGAAGGAAGAAAAGGAAAUGGACUUCAUUGGAAGAGGAGACACUAAGGGCUGGUGUAAAAAUGUUUGGAGAAGGAAACUGGAGGACAAUUCGAGACUUCUACAGCAACAUAUUUGAAUAUAGAAGUGGAGUAUGCAAUCUAUACCCCAAAAACUUUGUGUUGUUUCUUUUGGAACACAUGCUUUCAUUAACACUUCAAUUUUUAUUAUUUGAGGUUGAUCUAAAAGACAAGUGGAGAAAUAUGACGCGGUGA